Messenger RNA from Neoarthrinium moseri, 1332 nucleotides. RefSeq lists its product as uncharacterized. The record is from RefSeq and is a predicted model, not a curated record. Bases 1 to 1332 code for a protein of 443 amino acids. NCBI's taxonomy places the organism in Eukaryota, Fungi, Ascomycota, Sordariomycetes, Amphisphaeriales, Apiosporaceae. The transcript has a single exon.
AUGCGCAGGCCAAGUUGCAAUAUCAACGUCGAUCGAAUCAGAGCGGGCAGUAUUUUCAGCACUCCUGAUUUGUCCGAUGAUGAAGACAGUUGCUUUGACAUUGAAACACCACCGAGAGAAAGCUUUGAUAGUGCCGCCAGUAAGGAUGAAACCGAGGAGACUCAACUGGACAUUGAGACUACUGCGCCGGAAGAAACCAUGCCAACGCAAAAUUGGAAUUGUCUACGACGGUCUCUACCUAUGCGAGCUCCAGUAAUCGUUGGAAUCGCAUCAUGCCUAAUAAUCUGGGCUUUGAGGGUAGGGAGCAUAGCAAUGAUUAGCGAGUCCGUUCAAGGAUUAUGUAGGCUGCCAGUGCUGUCAGUCAUUGGUGCUCAGGGGCCUGUAAACGUAUGCAACACGGAUCCAACUCCAGAACUCCAGUUCAUGGGUGUUCUGCAAGCCCACUCCCAGUACGAACGGAUCUAUAAGUACGUAGACAAACGUGCCAACCUUCCCGAGAAGCUCGCCGGCCUAGCGCGGAACAUCGACCAAUUCAGCAUGGUUCCGCAACUCGGAGCCAAAGAUGCUGCAGAAAGUCCUCUGAAGAGACUGCUUCUCCUUUUCAGUACGGAUUGCAGUCACGCUGUGCUGGAGCUGAGCUCAUUUUCCAAGCAGGUCAAAGAGACAGGUGAGCGUCUCCUGAUGUCAGAAAAAGCGGCAAAAGGAUCACUGGACUCAGUUCAACACCAACAAUGGAGCUGGUAUCACCACCUAACUCGACAUCGCACUGGCAAAGGAAUUUCGAGAAUUUACGGUGACAUGAUAUCUGUCUCAUUAGAACACAUCCAAAACAUUAUCGACUCGGCCAAUACCGCCAUUCUCAGGCUUGACUCGCUCGAGAAAGUGGUUCUCGAAAUUCAAGACAUUGCCGGAACUGGAGAUUCAGCGUCGCAUCAGGGUGCCGUGGGUCUUGAUACGACCUUUGAAACAUCUAUGCCUUCUCCGAACCACGGCUACAGCAAAGAGCACAGUAGUUUACAAGAAAUUCUCGAAAUCUGCAAAGAAGCACGUGCUUCCGCGGAGGUGGCGAAAGAACGCGCCGAGAAGAUUUGGCAUGAUUUGAAGCAACUUCAGUACGUUCCGCGAUGGGUUCGGCGUGAUCCCAGAAACCAACAGAGGACUUUAGAGUCUAGUGUGGAUAUUUGGUCUCGGCAGCUGGCUACCCAAAUGGAUUCUUUUGCCACUAUGCUGCAAGGCAUCAAAACACCCGAUCAGACAACUGUAUCAAAACGAGCAGGUACUCUAGAUCUCCAAAUCAGGAAACCUACCGCACCAGCGAUGACACAAGCGUAA